AUGGAGAGCAAUCAGACACGGAUCACAGAAGUCAUCCUACUGGGAUUCCAGGUUGACCCAGCCCUGGAGUUGUUCCUCUUUGGGCUCUUCUUGCUGUUCUACAGCCUUGCCCUGAUGGGAAAUGGGAUGAUCCUGGGGCUCAUCUGCUUGGAUGCUAGACUGCACACCCCCAUGUACUUCUUCCUCUCCCACCUGGCCAUCGUUGACAUGUCCUAUGCCUCAAGCACAGUCCCGAAGAUGCUGGCAAAUCUCGUGAUGCACAGAAACGUCAUCUCCUUUGCUCCAUGCAUACUUCAGACAUUUUUGUACCUGGCUUUUGCUGUCACAGAGUGUAUGAUUUUGGUGGUGAUGUCUUAUGACCGGUAUGUGGCCAUCUGUCAUCCUUUGCAAUACACCCUCAUCAUGAGCUGGAGAGUGUGCAUGGUCCUGGCUGCGAUCUGCUGGAUAUUUAGCUUUCUCUUGGCUCUGGUCCAUGCUACUCUCCUUCUCAGGCUGCCCUUUUGUGGGCCACAAAAAAUCAACCACUUUUUCUGUCAAAUCAUGUCAGUAUUCAGAUUGGCCUGUGCCAACACUAGACUCAACCAAGUUGUCCUCUUUGCUGGCUCUGUGUGUGUCUUAGUGGGGCCCCUCUGCCUAGUGCUGGUCUCCUACUCGCGCAUACUGGCGGCAAUCUUGAGGAUCCAGUCAGGGGAGGGCCGCAGGAAGGCCUUCUCCACCUGCUCCUCCCACCUCUGUGUGGUCGGGCUGUUCUUUGGCAGUGCCAUUGUCAUGUACAUGGCCCCCAAGUCCAGCCAUUCUCAAGAGCAGAGGAAAAUUCUGUCCUUGUUUUAUAGUCUUUUCAACCCUAUGCUGAAUCCCUUGAUCUAUAGUUUGAGGAACACGGAGGUGAAAGGUGCCUUAAAGAGGGUUCUUUGGAAACAGAGGUUCAGGUAA
Tupaia belangeri chinensis (Chinese tree shrew) is the source of this 933-nucleotide messenger RNA. Its product is annotated as olfactory receptor 2A12. Lineage: Eukaryota; Metazoa; Chordata; Mammalia; Scandentia; Tupaiidae. Gene Ontology annotation, molecular function: G protein-coupled receptor activity; olfactory receptor activity. The record is from RefSeq and is a predicted model, not a curated record. The coding region runs from base 1 to 933 and encodes 310 amino acids. The transcript has a single exon. Gene Ontology annotation, biological process: G protein-coupled receptor signaling pathway. Gene Ontology annotation, cellular component: membrane.